UUGUCCUUACACUUCCUCUAUUGCAAUAUAAGCAAUCAAGUUUCUUUCUUUCUCCCUUUCAUUGUUCUAAAGUCCAAAUUAUUUACUUAGAAAUCAAGAAAUGGAGGCAAUGAAGAUGAAUCUUUUUGUUGCUUUGUUGGUGGUUAUGAUGGUGGCCUUCUCAGGCAUUCAACAAGUAGCUGCAGCUGAUGCUCCAGCUCCAAGCCCAACAUCUGAUGCCUUCACAUUUGCCCCCACUUUCUUUGCUUCUCUAGCAGCUUUGGCUUUUGGCUUCUUCUUCUAAGCAUGAUUUUUAAAUUUCAGGUUUUAAUUUAAUUAUUUAUUGUUGAUAGAAUUGUAUGGGUGUGGUUGAUCUUUUUGUUGGUGGAUUUGUAUUAUAUGAUGUAUAAUUAUUUUUGGUGAGAAUGUGAGGAUGGUUCAAUUUUAGGCCAAUAAAGAGGAUCGUGGGGGUUGGCAUUUGAUGUCCUUGUAUUUUCUCUAUCAUUGUAUCAGUGAUUCAUUUGUACUAAUAAAUUUCAUUCUUCUA
Molecule: messenger RNA, 526 nt
Organism: Pyrus x bretschneideri (Chinese white pear)
Lineage: Eukaryota; Viridiplantae; Streptophyta; Magnoliopsida; Rosales; Rosaceae
Product: arabinogalactan protein 13-like
Exons: 1
Coding region: 101-283 (60 amino acids)
Source: RefSeq, a predicted model, not a curated record